AUGGCGUCUCUAGCUCUAGCAGCAUUCCUUGGACUCCUUGUAUCCCUCUCAAACGCUGAAAAGACGCAGUCCUCGCCGUCAUGUUGUUCUUUGCUUUCUGAGGCGUUCCCAGACUGUGUGUAUGACAAAAAUACCCAAGCCUGGAGCUCAGAGAAGUAUAAUUUUUGGUCUGCAACCGCUGUCCUUGAUCCUACAUGCAUAUUCACCCCUGAUUCUACCGAAGACGUCUCUCGGGCAGUCCGGCUCUUUGCCCAGAAUGAAUGCAAGUUCUCUAUCAAAGGCGGUGGCCACUCGAACAUACCUGGAGCCGCCAGUAUUGAUGAUGGCGUGAUGAUGGUCAUGUCCCGAAUGAAGACGACAGAUUUAUACCCAGACAAAGGAUACAUCCAUGUUGGAGCAGGUGUGUUGCUAAAAGAAAUAUAUGCUACUCUCGACCCCCAUAAUCUAUCAGCAGUGAUCGGUCGGUACGGUGAAAUUGGCCUUGGAUUAGCCGUGGGAGCCGGCAUUUCCUAUUUUUCCAACCGCGACGGUCUUGCUGUGGAUAACAUCCGCAACUACGAAGUCGUACUCGCUAGUGGGGAAGUAGUUAAUUCUAAUCGAAAGGAGAAUAGGGACCUCUUCUGGGCCCUCAAGGGUGGUAACAACAAUUUUGGCGUCGUUACUCACUUUGAUUUCAACACGGUUGCCAUCCCUGGGCGUGUAUAUGGCGGCCUUAUUCAUUAUCCCGAAUCAUCUCUGGAUAAGGUAGAUGAUUUGAUAUAUGAUUACCAUACCCGCCAGGCCGUGGAGGGCCUUCUUACCCAUGCGAUGCCUCAGUGGGUGUAUAACGGCUCCACGAACGAUACUUACAACCUUACCCCUUUGGUUUACAACGACAAUGUGGAUGAGCUUCCCCCGAUACUGAAGCCGUGGUUGGAUGUUCCCCAUAUCUCUACAUCUCUUGCUCCUCGGACUUAUGAAAACUUGUCCAUAUAUUUAAAUGAGGAUUUUGGUGAUGGGCUGAUACAAGAGCAGCGAGUAUUCACUGUCUAUGCAGAUAAAAAGUUUUACAAAGAUGUGCUUUACAAGUUUCGGGAGUGGCUUCAGAACUUUCAAGACGUUCCUGGCUUCCUUGGGGCCCAUCUGAACAUGCCCAUCACCCCACGGCAAGUUGACCAAGGUCUGCUCAAGGGAGGCAAUCCACUCGGGCUGGAAAAUGCUGGAAAUAGCACGUUAGGCGUCCUCUUUUUCGGGAUAACUUUUGAAGACCCGCAGUAUAAAGAGCAUAUCCUACCAGAGCAUGACAAGUUCGUUCAGUCAAUGAUUGACCUAGCUAGGGAAAGGGGAGUUUUGUAUCCCUAUAUCAUGCUCACGUACUGUGGCUACAACCAAGCUGCCAUCGCAAGCUAUGGCCCGGAGAAUGUGGAUCGACUCUGGCGAGUCCAGCGCCAGUAUGACCCCAAGGACAUGUUUCAGCGUUUUGUACCCGGGGGCCAAAAGCUGCCUCCCCAGAGCAACAAAUAA
Molecule: messenger RNA, 1503 nt
Organism: Nannizzia gypsea CBS 118893
Lineage: Eukaryota; Fungi; Ascomycota; Eurotiomycetes; Onygenales; Arthrodermataceae
Product: 6-hydroxy-D-nicotine oxidase
Exons: 6
Coding region: 1-1503 (500 amino acids)
Molecular function (GO): FAD binding
Source: RefSeq, a predicted model, not a curated record